Molecule: messenger RNA, 4180 nt
Organism: Prunus persica (peach)
Lineage: Eukaryota; Viridiplantae; Streptophyta; Magnoliopsida; Rosales; Rosaceae
Product: calcium-transporting ATPase 12, plasma membrane-type
Exons: 2
Coding region: 2261-4048 (595 amino acids)
Cellular component (GO): intracellular membrane-bounded organelle
Molecular function (GO): nucleotide binding; P-type calcium transporter activity
Source: RefSeq, a predicted model, not a curated record
UUUUAAUUAUAAUCAAAGUUUAGGAGCUUAAAUGAUAGAAUAAUCAAGAGAGAAUAAGAAUUCUGGUCUUAUCUAUGCACAUUACAAUAGAACACAAAGUGGCAAUAAUGUCAACUACACUUUUAUUUUAUUUUCUCUCUUUUGAGUGCCAAUUUUCCACAAUCCCGCGUGGCAAACGCGUAUAGAGACGAAGCCACACCACCACUCCCUCCCUCCCAGAAAAAAAUUUCACUACAAAACAAUACAAACAAAGAGAAAGAGGCUUACAUUACAUAAUGUCAUAAAACAAAAUAUGAAAAUAAAAAGAAGCUCCCUGUUGUACAUCAAAUUUAAUUUAUAAUCUCUAGGGAAAUUAAUUUUCUGGGUAAUUUACAAUGUGUAGUUUCCAGGUCGCUUCCUUUAUGGGGGCAAAAUUGUAAAAUGCAACAUAUCUCACGUCUAUAAAAAACCCCCAAUCAUCACUCAACUAAUCACACCUCAACCUCAUUUCCUCAUCCUAUUUCUAUCAUUAACUGCAGUGUCUUUCUUGACAUUAUUCAAUAAAUCCCAUGUUUGUUUUUUCUCUGCUACGCAUUAAUCUGGGGGAAAAGGCUAAUUUAAGUACUCUCCAAAGCCAGCACUCACCAAUUCCCUUUUCCGUGAAUCAAAUGAGGCCUAAUAUUUCAUUUUAGUCGCACAAAUUUCUUUGUGAGCUUUUUUGAAGCACUUUCCAAACCCAGCACUCAACAACUCCUUGAGCCUUCCUCAUUUAGUCAUAUACGUACGUUGCACCAAGAAACAUGUUCCUAGAGCCAAAAACAGAUGAUCAAGCUUCCGAAGGUGUGGGCAGCAGCACUAGCUUGCUCAUUCAAACCAUCAACACUUCUGGCCAAUACGUGCGGCGCAAGAGAUGGCUUAGAUAUAUUGCUCUAGGCGUUUUCAUCUCCUCACGCAGUAAGAAAACCAGAUUGCCCCAUGAAGCCCCUACCUAUGAACCUUUAGAAGCACCGGCACCACCGGCCCCUGCCUUUCAGCAUGCGAUUGACAUCCCUCUUCAGGACCGGUUUCUGAACAAGGUUGGUCGCAUUGUGAGAGAGAAGAACUUGAAUGCACUGCGAGGACUUGGUGGUGUUGCUGGCAUUUUGCCCCUUCUCAGUUCUCACUUUGAGGUAGCAAGCAAAUAAGUAGGAAAAACAAAAACAAAAAAAACAAAAAAAAACUUAAUAAUCUUAUACACUUGAUAAGGAAUGAUUGAGAAUGAUUGAACUUAACUUUGUUAAGUUAAUCAUAUUCGUUCUUUAUAUGACAGGAUGAUGGUGUUGAUGGUGGUCAAAAUCCACAAGGAUGGAACACGACCAAGUCCCCAGUUGAUGCAAAAAGCUUCUCCAACUUCUUGUUGAAGGCUUGCAAUCAAUAUACAGUUUUUUUCCUCUUACUCUCAGCAGGGUUUUCGUUUGCCAUUGAAUUCAUGAAGCAAGGAGUCAAACAAGGGUGGCACGACGGUGUUGCCAUACUCUUUGCGGUGUUCUUACUUGUUGCUUUCCCUUCAGUGGGGAACUACCUCCAUGAGAGAAAGCUGGUGAGGAAGCACCUGCUGGACAGGAGCAGACUGAUGGUGAAUGUUGAAAGGAGUAACAGAGAACCUACAUCAGUUAACAUAUCUAGUGUUGUGGUGGGCGAUAUAGUUCAUUUGAAGGAAGGAGACCGCGUCCCUGCCGAUGGUUUGUUCAUAGAUCAUGGUGAGGACUUGAUGUUGGAUGAGGUAUUGAACCCCAAAAUUGAUUGUCAACAAAACCCGUUUGUGUUGUCUGGUUCAAAGGUUAUUAAGGGGCAUGGUCGCAUGGUUGUGACAUGUAUUGGUGCCAAAACAGUUUUUGCUGAGAUGCACAGCUUGGGGACUAAUCAUAAUCCAAACGAAAAGACGCUGUUACAAGAUUUGUUGGACAAGCCAUUUGAUUGUAUGGAUUAUCUUGCGGUUUGUGUCUCUCUACUGAUUGCUCUCGUGGUGCUAAUACGGCUAUUAUUCUUCAGGAAGCAUGACAAUUACAAUGACAGGCCAGAACUGAAAGGGGAAGGUUCAAUGAACUUGGUAAUGAGGAUCUUUGAGAAAAUUUUCUUGAAACCUCAAGGACGGUUUUCCACUUUAGCAGGUGUUCUUGCAACCGCGGUGAUAGGGAUACAACAUGGAAUGCCUUUUGCGAUUACAGUUGCCCUUUGUCAAUAGAAGGAGAAGGUGGUCCAAAAUCAGGCAAAGCCUCAGAAUCUAUCAGCUUGUGUCACCAUGGGACUAAUAACAGUCAUCUGCAUAGAAACAACUGGUGAGCUAAUGUGUAGUCCGGGGGAGGUUAAGGAAUUUUGGAUGGGUGGAAAGGAUUUAUGCAGUGAUGAAGUGGACUCUGAAGCUGACCAAGUUGUUCUUGAAACACUGCAUCAGGGGAUUUCUGCUACCUCAUCCCCAACAAAAGAUUUGCUCAUUUCUUGGCUGAAGACCAGAUGGGGUGCUAACAUGGAGUUAUUGAAUGAAACAGGUAAUACCAUUGAGCAGAGACAAUUGAGCUCUGAUGAGAAAUGCAGUGGGAUUUUAGUGGAGAAAAUUGUGAACGAUGAACAAAUUCUGCAGUUGCACUGCAAUGGGGAUGCAUCAACAAUAUUACAUAAGUGUUCACAUUACAAUGAUAACAGAGGGGAAAGUAAAACUAUGAAAAACCAGAACAGAAGAUUUAAGCAGGUGAUUAAUAAAAUGGAGGAGAAUGGUCUUAGGCCCAUUGCAUUUGCUUACAAGAAAACAGAAGUCCAUGAAGUUACAGAAGAUGGGUUGAUUUUGUUGGCAAUCGUGGGCGUUAGACGCCCAUAUCAAGAAGAGCUUAAAUUGGCAGUCGAAGCUCUUAAAAGGGUUGGAGUAAGCAUCAAACUGGUGUCAGAGGAUGAGCUCUCAACAGUGAGAGCCAGGGCUUCACAACUUGGAAUCUCCCCCGGUUCAAAUGACAUGGAAAUUGAAGGAGAAGUUUUCCGAAGACUGAAUUCCAUGGAAAGGCAGGAUAAGAUGGAUAUGAUCUCUUUGAUGGGAAGGUCCCUCCCUAAGGACAAGUUUCUCAUGGUGGAUCGCUUAAGGAAAAAAGGUCACAUAGUUGCAUUCUAUGGAGGGUUGACCAUAAGCGACACUCCGACCUUAAAAGAAGCUGAUGUAGGAGUCAUAGAUGAUAUCCGGAGCACAGAAAUGGCUAGAGAGAAUGCUGAUCUUAUAGUUAGAAAUGUCUGUUUACUAGCCCCUAUUUGGAAGUCUGGUGCAUGUGCUUACCACAACAUUCAGCAAUUCUCUCAACUUCAGCUCACUGCUUGCAUAUCCGGGCUACUGAUAACCUUAGUGGCAACAAUGCAUUCCGGAGAGUCCCCGUUAUCCGCAGUUCACUUGAUUUGGGUGAACUUGAUUAUGUGCCUUCUUGGUGGCCUCAUGAUGGUGAUGGAGUUACGAGGCCCAGAACUACUCACUCAAAGACCUGCAAAGAGGACUGAGUCACUUAUAACACCAGUCAUUUGGAGAAACAUAGCAAUUCAAGUUUCAUCUCAGGCUUCUGUCUUGCUGAUCUUACAUUUCAUGGGAAAUGCAGUACCAAGCAUGGAUCAAGGCAUCCGGAAUACGAUGAUUUUCAAUACUUUCACCUUGUGCCAGGUCCUUAAUCUGUUGAGUGCCAUGCACUUGGUGAAGAAGGAAAUGCUACUAGUUGUCCUCCACAACUAUUGGUUUCUGAUGGCUUUGGGGGCUGUUUUGAUCAUGCAGGUGAUGAUUGUUGAGUUUGGAAAAGGGCUAGUUAGUGGUGCGAGGUUGAAUGCACUGCAAUGGUUGAUCUGUUUCCUUCUUGCUGCUCUUUCAUGGGGAUUUGAUUGGACCUUUAAAUUGCUUUCAGAUAGCAUCGAAAGAACAACUUCGGCAUUGAUGGUGAAUUCACAUGUGGGGUUCUCAAAUAGGAGGCGCAGAUUAUACAUUUCUAUUUGGUUGUUCCUGAUCUUCUCCGUAUCGUUGUUUUGUUUUCACCCAGUUUCUCAGCUCGCUAGCACAUAUAUCAGUUAAAUUGGAAGUCUCCCAUGGAAGUCUUAACAAAGUUAAUAAACCAUGUAGUCAUCUUGUGGUCUGUCUGUGUUCCUACUUGUUCUGCACAAUGCCAUCUCUAAAAUGUGAAUAAGUUAUUCUCCUGCCUUUUUA